CGCGGAAGCGCAUUUGAGCAGCGGCUGUACCGCAGUACCCGAACACAAUGGACCCUAGCAGUGACGUUUUAGGGCCUAGUUGGGCAAACGGGCUGGGAGCCUGCCGAAGCCACCAUUAGGCUUACACCUGUACCUAAUCAUAUUUACCUAUGCUUACCUCACUAGCCACGGCUACCAAACCCUGUACCUCACAGCCCUUGACAAUUUGGACGUGUCACACUACUAGCAGCGAGCACUGAAUGCCAGCAACGCGUAUCAAUCUGACAGUAAAAAAAGCGAAGUGAAAUUGGCUGUCGGCACGAAGAGACAUGUUACAGGACUAUGAGUACAUUUCUACAAUUGGCGAAGGCAGCUAUGGAAAGGUGUGGCGGUGCCGCGAGCGCAGCACGGGCCGCAUCGUCGCCAUCCGGGUCUUUAAGCACCAGGCCUCCGACCCGCAACACCACGAGGACGGCGCGGCGGUCACCUGGCUGGCCAUGCGGGAGGCCAAGCUGCUGCGCUCCGUGAGCCACCCCAACCUGGCUCGCCUGCUGCACGUGUUCCGAUCCACCGGCGGCCGGGUGUACAUGGUGUUUGAGUAUUCAGAGACCAGCCUGUCGUCUCUGUUGGACCCAAGUGGUGGAGCGGGAGGGGAAGCGGGAGGGGGAGGGGGAGCUUCCGCUGCUUUGACUCGUCUUUCCACCUCCGGCGGCGUUCCUGCCGCCUCCGCCGGACCUGGUGGUGGUGAUGGUGGCGGUGCUGGUGCUGUAUCGGCAGCUGGCAGAAGUGAACACGACAACCCCAAUCCACCACCAUCAAGUACUUCAGCAACAACAUCAGCAACAGCACCAGCAGCAGGCCACCCACAGGGCCUGCCUCCAGCGCAACUUAAAGCACUGGCCUGGCAACUGCUGUGUGCUACAGCCUACCUUCAUGACCACAAGAUCGUGCACCGGGACAUUAAGCCGGCCAACAUCCUCUUUGAGAGCUGCAGCAGCAGCAGCAUAAACAACAACGGCAGCGGCGGCGGCGGCGGCAGCAGUGACUACGAUGGCGGCGGCGGCGGCGGUUGCAGCAAUCCCACAACCGCAACCACAACCGCUGCCGGUGCUGCCGCUGCAUGCAGUAUUGUGAAGCUGUGCGACUUCGGGCUGGCUCGUUUCUCGCACUGCGGGCCUGACAUGGAUGCGAUGAUGGGAGGCGGGGGGGUGGCCAACACGCCGUACGUCGUGACCCGCUGGUACCGGGCACCGGAGGUGUUGGUGCAUGACCACUGCGGUCCAAGCGCGGAUGUAUGGAGCCUCGCCUGCACUCUGGCAGAGGCGGCCACUGGCAGGGUGCUGUUCCAAGGCGACUCCACGGCCGACCAAAUCUGGCGAAUCACCCAGUGCCUGGGACCCCUCCCCUGGCACCAAAUCGCACGACUCACCCACGCAGCAGAUCCGCACCUGCGUGACAUGGCUCUGUCAGCCGGCCGUUGUACGACGCCAACGAAUAGCAGUCGUGCGACAACCGUUAGCGGUUAUGCUCCAGCCGUUACAACAUCAACCGCCGCCUCAACCGGCCCAACUCCUGCUCUGGGCCGCAACUUGCUCAGCAUUGGCAGGGGAAGCCGGAACACCGGCACUUCCUUCCGCCGCGGGCAUACCGGUAGUCAUCAAUUCAACAAUCCGUACAAUGAAACCGCGACGUUAAAGGAGCGGUUGCAUGAUCUGCAUCCCGAGUUGUACGAGUUAAUUGAGGCGUGCUUACAUUUAGAUCCACAUGCUCGUCCCUCCGUACGAGAUCUCAUGCAGAUGCCGUACUUUUCGGAUCCACAGCUGCAUCUGCACAUGCAACAGGUGCAAGUACAAAUGCAGUUGCAGCAGCAGCAGGAGGAAUUGCUGUUGUUACAGCAACAGCAACAUGACCACCACCAUCACCACCACCACCACCUCCCCAACCCCAACCCUCACCACCACCACCAGCACCACCACCAGCAUCUCCUAAACGAGCAUCACCUGCACUACAGCAGCGGCUACUGCUUCAGCUGCCCGCACUCCCUGUCGGAAUUCGCAGCUGUUGCCACCGCCGCUGCUGCUGCCAGGGCCCCCAACGGCAGUUGCGUCCGCGGCGGCGGGGACUCUGACGCGGGUCGCGGCAGCUACUGUAGUGAAUGCAACAGCGCUGCCUCCACCACCGCUGCAGCAACAGCUCAGCCUCACCACCACCACCACAAACCGGAAUGGGAUGUGCUGCCGCCGGCAAUGGGGGCAACGGGUACGGCAGCAGGGGGAGCAACGACCACAAGGCCUGUUUCAAGACAGAUGCCACAGCACCACCACCAUCACCAGCACCACCACCAGCAGCAGCAGCAGCAGCACCAGCACCUGCACUUCUCCCUGUUUCCCAGUUUCCGCAGGUCAGCUGUGUCAGCUCUUACGCCUGCAGGCUGUGAAGCCUCCAUCCCAACCCACCACCAGCAGCAGCACCAGGAGCAUUGCAGCAACAGCAGCAGUGCUGCUAAAGGCAGCAACGACCAUACCUCCUGCCAGCAACAGCAGCAGCACCCGCAGCAGCAUCCAGAAGGGGAUCAGCAGCAGCAACCUCACCCUCCUGCUCAUCCCCAUCACCCGCACCCGACCCUUUCCCUGCCAGCCCCCUUGAUCGCUGGCCUACACGCCUUGGAGCACCGGUUGUUGCCGGCUUUGAGGGCGCUAUCCCUGCCAUUUGAGUCGGAGGGCGGAGGAGGAACGGCAUCUGGAGCCGAGGACGCCACCUCCGGUGGUGCUGCCGUUGCUGCCUCUGCUGUUGCUAUUGCUGCGCAUGACUUACGUGCGGCCCCUCCUGCCGUUCAGCACCCAAGGAGGAGCAUGUUGGCGGCGAGCAGCGGCAUUGCUGCUGCUGGUGCUGCUGAUGCGGUCGCUGCUGCUGAGGAGACGGCUGCUGCGGAUGAUGCGGCGACAGCAGCGGCUCAGGAUGCGCAGGUGGAAGGGGUUGUGCGCGAGGAGGCGGAGCGGCUGCAGCAGCACCUGCAGCAGCAGCAUUCGGUACGGCAGCUUUCGGUAAAAGAGGAACAGCAGUCGCAGCAGCUGGAGCAGCAGCAACCAGAACAGCGGGCGGAGCAGGUGGAGUGCCAGGACCAUGGUGGCAACGCUAAUGACCCGCCAGCAGCAGCUUUAACCGAAGCUGCGCCCUUGUCAGGUGUGGCACCAGCAGCCUCCCCUGCUGAUACUGCAGCUGCUGUCGCCAACUCCACCUUUGUUCCCCCUGUGUCUGUGUCGCCAUGCACUGCCACGCCUGCUGGCGCCGUACAUGUUGCGCCUGCAGCACCUGCAGCAGCACCUGUUGCAGCAGCACCUGCGAGUCCGGCUGGGGGGCGUUCCGCUGGCCCCCUCGUUCCAUCCCAGCACCCGCACCACCACCACCUUCAACCCCUCAACGCCACCAGCAGCACCGGCACUCAGCAGUUCAUGCAUCUGCAGCAGCAUCCUUCCCACCUCCGGCACCUCGCUAACCACCACCCCAACCACCACCCCAACCACCACCCCAACCACCCGCACCAGCAUACCGCAUUGGGCCACAACCGGAGCCGCUUUGCGCUGCUGCUCAUGCGGCCCAGCGGCAAUGGGGAUGCCCAUGCUGAGUCACAUGCCGAUGACGCGAAUCAGCAACAGCAGCACCUGCACCCGCACCUGCACCCGCAGGUGAGGGAUGUCACCACUACCACCACCAGCUGCAAACCCCGACAAGGGCUGCUUCCGGCUGUCAUUCUGCCUACCUUACAUCCUACCACCAUUUGUCAGCAGCAGCAACAGCAACAGCAGCAGCAACACGCGCAGCAGCAUCACCACUCACAGGGUGACACGCCAACGCAAGCGCAUUCGACUGUCAUACAACACCACGACAACAGCGAAGCCGUAUUCGUCCCGGCCAUAACGGCGCACCAUCAUCACGGUCCACAACCCCACCACAACCACCCCCAUCACCUACAUUUCCUAACACCAAUGAAUACUGGAAGCACCACCAUGCAAUUCGGGCUAUCGUCAAAUGCUGUCGCCGCCGCCGCAGCAGCAGCAGCAGCAGCCGCCACAGCGGCAACUACAACACUCUUAAUCGAAACCUCCGCGGCUGUGUCAUCAGAGGGCGGUGUCGCUGCUUGGAGUCAUCCGGGCUUUGUUGAAGAGCCUGGUGAGCCACAUUCACAUGUUCAAUCGUUGGUGCGGACGUCGCCUUGCGCGGGCAUGCAGAUGCCUUCAAAGCUAACAGCAGCACCAUCAGCAGCAGGGGGGCAUGCGGCGGCCGUUGCUGCACAUGUGGAUUUGGAGCAGGACGAAGAAGGUGGUGGUUGUGGCAACAACAACAGGAGCCCGCUUUGCAGCGGUCCGCUUCCUCCUAAACCGUUGUUGCUACCAGCUCUAGCGGGCAGUGCUGCCGCUGCAGGAUGCAGCGGCAGCGGUGCUGUUUCUCACGGCGGCAUCACACCCGGCAGCAGCAGCAGUGCUGGUCGUCGUGCAAGCGGCGCAUGUCGUUUCAGUGAUGGACACCGUUUCAGCGAAGCGGAGGGGCUGCUAACGCCGCGGUCGUUGCUGCCGCUACAGCAGCAACAACCGCAUGCAAGGCAUGUCGGUAUCAAUGCGCCAGCAACCGUUGGUGGUUUGAUAACUCAUCAACAUCAGCAACACCACCACCACGUGCUGGUGCCUGUGCGUGUCUCCGGACUCAUCGCAGCGGCUACCACCAACGUCCCCGCAGCAGCAGCCGCUGCGCCUCUUGUUGGAGAUGUUGCAGUGAUGGGUGCUGCUGCUGCUGCUGCUGCUGCUGCUGCUGCCACGACUGCCAGCAACACUGGCAGCAGCAGUAGCAGAUCAGCACCCAUCGGAUCGGCGGUGUUGGCUGCCGUUGCGGGUAAUGCUGGUGCCGGUGCGGGCGCUGCAACGGGCGACAUAACCGGCGGCGUUAAGAGAGGCUCAACUUCCACGCCCUCUCUGGUUGGUCUAACGUUACAAACGUUACCGCAGGGUCAAAAGCAACAGCUGCUGCAGCUGCAGCAACAACAGCAGCCCGCAUGCAAGGUGUACGGUGCUUCUGCUGAGGUGGCUGGAGUAGCAGCAGAGGUACCGGCAGCAGCAGCAGCCAAGUCUUCUCCUACCGACAUGUUCCCCAACUCGAGCCCUGGCUGUGCCCCUUCGCCCUAUUACCACCAGCAUCAGCACCACCCGCAGCAGUUGACGGGGCGAUCUGGGCGCAUGGGCCAGAUGUGGGCCAGCCCCCGUUACACGUCGGGAGCGGCCGGCGGCUCCUCUGCUGUUGCUCCUGCAGUGCUUGGGUUGGCUGGUAACAUGGACCGGGUGGCUGGCAUGGGGGCUGUUUGGGGCCGCAGCGGCGGAGGAGUGGAGGGCGGAGAGGGUAACAGUGGUGGCGGUGUUGGGGGCGGGGGCGUUGUGAGGCGGCGUAGCAGCAGCAAGGGCAUGCUUUCAAAGCUGGUUCGAGUGUUCAGAGGAGCGACGGCAAAGGUGGCUGCGUUGUAGGGUUUCACACUUCUUAGUAGGUAUCUUACAUGCCAACUUCUAUCAUCAGUAUCUACUUCUAAUCGCAUGGAGUAGCGAGUGACUGUCACAUGUACCAGGGUAGUUUGUAGUAUUCGUGUUGUACGGCGGUACGGAGGUGCAUAAUACGGUGUUGCCCGUUGCAUGCCGUCGGGGAUGUUGUGUUUGAGGAAGGAAGGAAGGAAAGGUGCAUAUAAAGAUACAAAGAUACAGCGCGGGAGUCUUGGGGCCUGGGGUUGGACAUAAAGCCCUUUUGUGUGUCGGCGGUUUGUAGAAACGCAGCCCCUUUUCGCAGAGCGCGGAGUUGAUGUGGUGGUGUGGUAUGGUUCUUUUUAUUUGCGAGUUUGUUUGAGCUGUGCAAGUGCUCGGCUGGAAACCAGCCGUAUCUGCAGAAUCCUGAUUUGCCUGCUGAGAUAAGUCAAAUUCAUUUCACACUGUGGUCAUCGUCGUUGGAAGAGGCUGAUGAAGUGUAUGUGUUGCACCCAUCAAGGCCGGGCGGCGUGUGUGCGUGCGUUAUGUGUCCUGUUACGUACACACGCAAGAUUCUGUACUUGGGAGCAGUUGGUGUGGUGAAGGGGGCUCGGGUGUCCAAGAACUGAUGUGAAGCGCGCAGGGUCCGUCAAUCGCUUGCUUGCUUGGAUUCAAGACAAACACGACUGUUGUAUUUAUUAAGUACGAACACGCGGGGGGGGGGCGCGGCGGGUUCCGUUGGUUGUCUUUUUGUCGUACGGCUUCCCAUGAGAAGAUCGUUUUUCCUUCGCCGUACAAUUGCCGUAUGCACUGCUUGCCUGGAGGAGGAUAUGUCAACCACCGUUGAGCUCAUUAGCGGGCUAUGCUUACGGAAAUAGAGGUAAAACCGAACGCACUGUCCUGAACUGCUGGUUGGUCGUUUGUUGCUUUGUUGGUUAGUUGGCCAGUCCACCGGUUGUCCGUUGAAGUCUCUUGUGGCCUCCUUACACUUUUUAAUUAUUCGCCUUUGCGAGCAAGCCUCAAUGUCUAACUAUUGUCUGGAUGUUGGCCGCUGGGGAGCAUUACGCGACCCACGGGUCAUGGUUGAAAUCGCAAGGGUGGAGGGGCCAUGUUGGCGGUGCUGGCUCGCUACUUACAACUCGCUUCUUUGUGCUUCUGGAUUUGAGACUUUCUCGCUGAAAAGCGGUGAAAACACCUUUUCUAGAAUGAGCGCGGCCGCAGGAUGCAUGUGCCGUACACGUCGAGUAGCGUGAGAGGAUUUGCGAUGCGAGGAAAAGGCGAAGCUGCCCGACGGACAAUGAACAACAGGUGGCAAUGGCGAGGAGCGGUGCGGAUGAUGACGUUGGUUUCGGAGGGUUGCAUGGUCUCAGGAGCCGUGUGAAAGCUCGGGGGCAUGCUUGCGUGCAUGUGUGUACUUCCAAGAUCGUUAGUUCGUUAUGGCAGUACCUGUCGUGGCGAUGAGGGUACGAUAGCCGAUUUGCGAUUCUUAAGAGUGCUAUCGCAGGUUGUUGUGGAUGCGGGAUGUGUGCGCAUGUCACGCGUACUGUUCCGCGCCAUGCUGCGAGUGGGAUGGGCGGGUGGUCACGAUCUGGGCAAUGCCCUGCGCUUUGACUUGAGGCGUCGUGCGCUGUUUGAGCGAACUGUGGGUGGUGCUGGGCAGUAAUGGAUUAACACUGGAGAGAAUUCAGUUGACGUGUGACGCCUGCAGGUGCGAUUGCAGUUUCACUUGUGAGGGGACUUUCCAUUACGUUUGGUCGUACGGUCAUUACCGUUCAACACCAUACCAACAUUGGUGCGCGCCAUAACCUAUACGGUUGUGUGCCUUACUUGCCCUAUCCAAUGAACGGGCUACAUAUUGUGCAGCUUGGGGGAUGUUUUGUAUUUGUUUGCAUUUGCUUCAUUAUUAUGAGCAUAUUGGGGGUUUUGUGCCUAUCUCCAUGUCUCAAAACAGGACAGUUGCCAACCUUUGCAGGCGGCAGGAUUCAUGAAUGAUUAUAUAACAGCGACAAUGUUAUGUUGCGGUUUCACCGGUUUGGUAGUCUAUUUCUCUAUUGUUGGGCCAGUGUUCGAUCGCUCCUGUCCUGCGGGUGAUGGCAACGAACGAUUGUACGGUAGUCAACGCGGGUCCAUUUGCGGGGUAGCUGAGUGUAAUGAGCUGCUUGUUGCUCAUAAGUGGGGCUGGUAGCGGUACCUGUGUUCGGCGCAUGGCAGGGUGGGCAGUGCCGCUAGCCCCUAUGGAAGCUUGUGGGGGUGUAACUGCCAGAGCACCUAUACGGCUGGAGGGCUUCGUGGAAGUCCUGCAAAGAGGAGUAUGACGAGCUUGAAAGCCACUGUUGGAAGCAUAUCGAGCCAUUGUGCUCCAUCAGCGGCAUGAUGGGAACAUGGCCAACAUGGGACGUUAGCUUCGAGGCAAAGGGGCCAGGCACGCAUGCAUCUGUUGGUAGGUGGCGAACGUCUGGGGGAUGCGCACCUUAACACGGCUAUUUCUUAUCCUAUACUUGUAGAAACGCAC
Molecule: messenger RNA, 7989 nt
Organism: Astrephomene gubernaculifera
Lineage: Eukaryota; Viridiplantae; Chlorophyta; Chlorophyceae; Chlamydomonadales; Astrephomenaceae
Source: the annotation of a GenBank genome assembly